Alternaria rosae is the source of this 798-nucleotide messenger RNA. RefSeq names its product concanavalin A-like lectin/glucanase domain-containing protein. Gene Ontology annotation, biological process: polysaccharide catabolic process. NCBI's taxonomy places the organism in Eukaryota, Fungi, Ascomycota, Dothideomycetes, Pleosporales, Pleosporaceae. The record is from RefSeq and is a predicted model, not a curated record. The coding region runs from base 1 to 798 and encodes 265 amino acids. Gene Ontology annotation, molecular function: cellulase activity. The transcript is spliced from 3 exons.
AUGAGGCUUCUCAUCGCUCUAACCGUCGGUCUAUUGACCGGCGUCUCAGCCACUCCAGUCGGCACACCCACCAUCAACGACCGCGACGCAACGUCCGUCCAAGAGACCGUCAGCCUCUGCACACAAUACGCCUACCACUCCGCCAACGGCUACGAGAUCCUCAACAACCUCUGGGGCAAGGACCAAGCCACCUCCGGCUCCCAAUGUACCUACUACGAAGGCAGUUCUGGAAACGGAGGUAUCAAGUGGAGCACGGAUUGGGUAUGGCAAGGCGGCCAAGACAACGUAAAGAGCUAUGCCUACGCGGGCAAGAUCCUCACAAAGGGGCAAAAGAUCUCGCAGAUUACUAGUAUGCCGACGCAGGUGGAGUGGUCUUAUAAUCAGACUAGCAAUGUGAGGGCGAAUGUCGCAUAUGAUGUUUUUACUGCCGCGGAUCCGAAUCAUGUUAAUAGUAGUGGGGAUUAUGAGCUUAUGGUCUGGCUCGGUCGUCUGGGAGGUGUAUGGCCCAUCUCGCAAUCCGGAGCCCCCGUCGCUACCGUCACCAUCGCUGGAUACACCUUCGAUCUAUACACCGGCUACAACGGAUCGAUGCGAGUUUACAGUUUUGUGCGGGCUGGCAACAGUGAUAUCAAGAGCUUUAGUGCUGAUAUCAAGCUGUUCUUCAACUAUUUGGUGCAGACUCAGCAGUACCCAGCGAGUACACAGAAUCUUAUUGUCUACCAGAUUGGUACGGAGGCUUUCACGGGCGGCCCGGCUAGGUGGUCGGCUUCGAGCUUCAGUGUCGAUGUCAAGGUUUAG